UUUUCUUUCGGUGCAAAUUUCUUAGAUCUCCAGUAUGUCAUCAGUGAUUGCCACAAAGUUUGGCGUAAUCCGACGUAAGUUGAUGUCUAAUUCCCAAAUGUUAGUAUGGAGUUCGUAUAAAUCGUUAGCCAUUGCAGGACUAGUAUUCUUAUACCCAUUAUACACUGUUCUCGCAAACCAUCUUUGCAGCCAAUCUUCGGCAGUAACCAUUGCGAGCUUCAAACACAAGUGGGGUUCCUCUGAAACUGUUGAAUCACAAACCAACAUUAGCCAUUUAGUAUUUGGGAUUUCUGGUUCCACAAACAGAUGGAAGAACAGGAGGGCUUACAUUGAAUCAUGGUGGCAACCCAAUAUAACCAGAGGAUUCAUAUUUCUCGAUCAACCUCCAAACGAAUUCCUUCCAUGGCCUUCAACUUCUCCACCUUUUCGAGUCUCCGAAGACAUCGCUAGAUACAAACAAUACCAUCAUCACAAAAUGCCUAACGCAGUACGGCUUGCACGCGUUGUUUUGGAGACUCUUGGGGAGGAAAACAGAGGAGUAAGGUGGUAUAUAAUGGCCGACGAUGAUACAGUAUUUUUUGUGGAUAAUCUGGUAGAAGUGUUGGCUAAAUAUGAUCAUAGAAAGUACUUUUAUGUUGGUAUGAACUCGGAAUGCGUAUCGUCGAACCUUGCUCAUUCAUUUGAUAUGGCAUUUGGAGGAGCAGGGUAUGCUAUGAGCUUUCCUCUGGCCGAAGCAGUGGCAAGAAAUAUUGACUCUUGCAUCAUGAGAUAUUCAACAUUGCUUUGGAGUGAUCAAAUAUUGCAGUCCUGUGUUGCUGAUCUUGGAGUUUCCCUGACCAAGGAAAAAGGUUUCCAUCAGAUUGAUCUUCAUGACGACAUAUCUGGGCUUCUCUCUGCACAUCCACAAGCACCAGCAAUCUCACUGCACCACCUCGACCUUGUAGACUCCAUCUUCCCCUCCUUGAACCGUUACGAUGCCUUAAACCAUCUGAUGAAAGCAAGGAGAGCCGAUUCGUCACGACUUCUGCAACAAACCAUUUGCUAUGACAAGAAAAAAAAGUGGUCAUUCUCUGUUUCAUGGGGUUACUCUGCUCAUAUUUACGAGAGAUUUCAACCUCCAAGUCUACUACAAAGGCCUCUUCAGACAUUCAGUUCGUGGAAAAAGAGGCCUGCGUUGCCUUACAUGUUCAACACUCGGAUUGUGUCGAAGGAUCCGUGCGAGGCUCCUCAUGUAUUCUACUUUGAUUCUGUUGUGGAAACAAGAGAUAAUGAGAUGCUGACGAGCUAUGUUCGAAUGUCUCCGCCAAGGCUACCAGCUUGUGCGUCGAGUGGCAAUCACUCUGCUGAUUUCGUAUCAGUAAUUCGUGUUGUCUCCCCUGUUAGUGCUAGGAGACGUGAUGGUGUGUCUGGAAGCAGAAGAGAAUGCUGUGACGUUGGGCAUGUUGCUGGCAAGAAUAUCACGGAGAUCAAGUUUAGGUGCUGCAAGAAAGAAGAAUUAGUGGCGUAAUUAUCACAAAUUACCUUAAAACUUAACCAGAGAAAGCUUUUGUAUUAAUUACAAUUUCGGGUUGAACAUGGGGGUUUUGCCAUUAUUGAUUCCUUCCAUGAUACGGUGACGUUUUAGUCGUCAUAGCUUGGAUGGUGCUGCAAAAGUGC
This is a messenger RNA of Tripterygium wilfordii, 1656 nucleotides long. RefSeq lists its product as uncharacterized. The transcript has 3 exons. NCBI's taxonomy places the organism in Eukaryota, Viridiplantae, Streptophyta, Magnoliopsida, Celastrales, Celastraceae. Gene Ontology annotation, molecular function: acetylglucosaminyltransferase activity. Bases 35 to 1507 code for a protein of 490 amino acids. The record is from RefSeq and is a predicted model, not a curated record.